Messenger RNA from Malurus melanocephalus (red-backed fairy wren), 3730 nucleotides. It is a transcript of the gene PDK1, whose product is annotated as pyruvate dehydrogenase kinase 1. Gene Ontology annotation, molecular function: pyruvate dehydrogenase (acetyl-transferring) kinase activity. Gene Ontology annotation, cellular component: mitochondrion. The record is from RefSeq and is a predicted model, not a curated record. NCBI's taxonomy places the organism in Eukaryota, Metazoa, Chordata, Aves, Passeriformes, Maluridae. Gene Ontology annotation, biological process: regulation of glucose metabolic process; protein phosphorylation. The coding region runs from base 116 to 1357 and encodes 413 amino acids. The transcript has 11 exons.
GCACCUCCUCCCGGCGGCGCGGCAGAGGCGGCCGCUGCCUGGGCAGGGGCAGGGGGAGCUCCGCGGCGGGAAAUGGCGGCCGGGCCGGGCUGAGCUGAGGGGCCGGAGCCGCAUCAUGAGGCUGCUGCGCGCCCUGUUGCGCGGCGCCGCCCCGGGCAGCGCCUCCCUGGGCAACAUCCCGCAGCAGGUGGACUUCUACUCACGCUUCUCCCCCUCGCCGCUCUCCAUGAAGCAGUUUCUGGACUUCGGGUCUGAAAAUGCUUGUGAAAAGACUUCAUUUAUGUUUCUGAGACAAGAGCUGCCUGUGAGACUGGCAAACAUAAUGAAGGAAAUAAGCUUGCUUCCAGAUAACCUCCUAAGAACACCUUCAGUUCAGCUGGUGCAGAGCUGGUACGUCCAAAGUCUUCAGGAGAUUCUUGACUUUAAGGACAAAAGCUCAGAAGAUUCAGGCGCUGUUCACAGUUUUACAGAUACUGUGAUAAAAAUCCGAAAUCGACACAAUGAUGUAAUUCCUACAAUGGCUCAAGGAGUCAUAGAAUACAAGGAAAGCUUUGGCAUUGAUCCAGUGACCUCACAGAAUGUGCAGUAUUUCUUAGAUCGCUUCUACAUGAGUCGCAUUUCAAUCCGAAUGCUCCUUAAUCAACACUCUUUACUUUUUGGUGGGAAAAUUAAUCCUGCUCAUCCAAAGCACAUUGGAAGCAUUGAUCCUAACUGCAAUGUUGUUGAAGUUAUUAGAGAUGGCUAUGAAAAUGCCAAGAGACUUUGUGAUUUAUAUUACAUGAGUUCUCCAGAACUUAUCCUUGAAGAGUUGAAUGCUAAAUCACCGGGACAGCCCAUGCAAGUGGUAUAUGUGCCAUCACAUCUCUAUCACAUGAUUUUUGAACUUUUCAAGAAUGCAAUGAGAGCCACCAUGGAACAUCAUGCUGAUCGAUGCAUUUAUCCUGCAAUUCAUGUACACAUCACAUUGGGAGAUGAGGAUUUAACUGUGAAGAUGAGUGAUCGUGGUGGUGGUGUUCCUAUGAGGAAAAUUGAUAGACUGUUCAACUACAUGUAUUCAACAGCACCACGUCCUCGUGUUGAGACAUCACGUGCUACACCUUUGGCUGGAUUUGGUUAUGGCUUACCCAUAUCACGUCUGUAUGCACAGUACUUCCAAGGAGACCUGAAACUGUAUUCCUUAGAAGGCUAUGGUACAGAUGCAGUUAUUUACAUCAAGGCCUUAUCAACAGAGUCAAUUGAAAGACUACCUGUAUACAACAAAGCAGCCUGGAAACAUUAUAAAGCAAACCAUGAAGCAGAUGAUUGGUGUGUGCCAAGCAGUGAGCCAAAGGACAUGACCACUUUUCGCAGYAUGUAGCUUUUUCCUCAGCAGUUCAUAAGAAGUAGGUUUGUCUGUAAACGGAAUUUAAAAGACCUGAUUUAUACCAAGAUGUUGAGCCACUUUUGAUAUGUGAAAGUAAUUUUAAGUGGAGUAAACAAAGUUUAGUGUAGUUAGGCUUUUCUGAAAUUAAAAAAAAACAAUAGCCACCUAAACCCCCAAACCUGCACUUUUAAAGUGAGGUCAUACUUAAUUUGUUUCACUUUCUAUUUAUGAGUGCUUUGAGAGUUAAGUCAAAGGAGCAAUAUUUUGUUUUUUAUAGCGAUUCAAUGCAAUCUCUAUCACAUCUGGUACUAAUAUAAUUACAAAAUAGUUUUAUUAGAAAAAGUAUUGAAAAAGCUCACUGGAACAUUUUUGUUAUACAAUGCUACAGAUUAAUGAAAAACUUCUGUGAGAAAUAUCAAGCUCAUUGCUAUACCUUUGCAACUGUUUUCUGUUCUUUUAUCUUAAGCAUGCUGAAGCUUAAUUUUGCAAAGUUAGAUAUGUUGCCUACAUACACUGCCUAUAUCAAGGGUUUUUUUCAGCUGUAGGAAUCACAUCUCUGUAGGGAUAAAAAAACUAAAGCAUUUUAACUGCUACUACUGGUAUAAAGUAUCUCAGGUAUGUGGCAUUAGUCAUAUUUCAUUGGUUGUAAUGUGAAUAUAUAGUAGAUGUGAAAAACUUACCCUGCCCUGAUCAUUGUGAAUUAAAAAAUUGCAUUGGCUUGUGUAGAGUAAUGUUGUCUUGCAUUUGCCUGUAUUUCUGUAGGUUAUACCAAAAUAUAGUAUCAAUCUUCUAGCCCUCCUAAGAUCUCAAACUUGGAUAUGGUAUGUCAGUUACAGCUGUAAAUGGAAAUUAUUUUCAUAAACAGAUUUUUAAAAUUUGUCUGUAAUAGGGCACCUUUAUUACUUUGAUAAUAUCAACUACCUUCUCAGGAAUAAUUAAGACUAAGUGUAAUUAACAGUUUUUGAAAAUACCUUUGUAUUUGUGAGAGGCUUCUGGCCUUGUUUUUGUAGUAACUGGAAGCCACACUACAACAUAAAUGUGAUAACCAGAAUAUGUUAAUCAGUUAAAGACAAACUGUCAAAACAUACAGGGGAAGACAGAGAAGGGAAUGAGGAUUACAUUUCAGAUACGCAGUCCUCCUAAUAAAGAAUUCCAACUUAACACUUACUGUGCCAGUUUUGUUCAAAUCAUACACAUCUCUGUUGCACCUUGAUUGCUCUCAUUCCUAACAUUUUAGGAGUGAUGCAGUUAAAGCCAUUGAGAACUAAUCCUUUUCUAGAUAAUUAAACUGCAGGUAAUUCUUUGGUUUUUGUUCUGCAGCAGACAAUCCUUCUCAGAAACAGUAAGCCUAGAUUUUGCACACAGCAGGUGAGAUACCACAAGUGAAGGGAAUAGGUGGUAUGUCAGAAAUGGAAGUCAUGCUACUCUAGCUGUAGCUGAGCCAGAUUCAAGAUUCAUCACCUGCUACUUCCCUAGCCAAGUUCUGCAAAACAAUUAAAAUGGUUUUAUAUUGUGGUCAAGCUAAUGUGGAUCACUUUAAUAGAAGUGAAUUACAGACUGGGCUGUAAUUAAACKGACAGUCUGAGGGAGGAUUAUUGUAGCUUAAUCACCACCAGAACAGUAGGGUUACCUAUUCCACUCAAGCUUGUGGGUGCCUUGAGGCCCCUCUUUUCCUUCCUUACAACGAUGUGAGGUGGUGACUGGCACACAUUUCAGUCUGCAUGGCUACAAAUGAGGAGAGUUGAGAGCUCUUCUCUUCUUUGGCCCUGCAAGAAGAUGUGAGAAAUGCCAUAGUGUAAAAUGGGGCCUGUACAAAUAUUGGAAGGGACACAUGCAGCUCUUGCUUUUGCUGAAUUAAAGCUGAAAGUUACAGCAAGGGCUUCUAAAAACUCAGGUUUGAAGGUGAUCAUUCUAGGCUUUAAAUCUUUUAACUAACUCAACUGAAUUAUUUUAGUAACAUUUGACAACCACUGUUGUCAAAGCAAUGUCUCUGAAGAAAAGCUAAUCUAAAUCAUUAACUGUUUUAGAUAUUGAAAUAAAGCCUCUUUCAUGUUCUUAGCUAACUACCAACCGAAUUCUGAUUAUUAGAACAACUGGCUGUACAAUUGUAUUUUUCUCUUCACCUGCCAUCYCCAAUGAUUGUGGUGAAAACACUAUUGUGUAAUAUUUUGAUUUACAAUACUUAAUCAUAGUUACAAAUUUGAUUUUUGAUAACUCUGGCUUAAAUAAAAGUGCAGAAGACAACUUUUGUAGUUAUUUUCAUUACCAUACUGAARUCAUUGCUAGCACACUGGUUAAGAUGAAGUGAAUCACUAUAGAAAAGUUGUAUACUGUCAAAAUGCUGAGAUUAAUUGUUUUGUGUGCAAA